This is a messenger RNA of Ruditapes philippinarum (Manila clam), 2623 nucleotides long. RefSeq lists its product as uncharacterized. The coding region runs from base 708 to 1229 and encodes 173 amino acids. NCBI's taxonomy places the organism in Eukaryota, Metazoa, Mollusca, Bivalvia, Venerida, Veneridae. The transcript is spliced from 4 exons. The record is from RefSeq and is a predicted model, not a curated record.
UCCUAGACAAAGCUUAUAUUAAUUUUCUUUUUUUGGUAUUGGUUUUCUGCUCUAGCUUCUGUCUGUGAGUCAUACUUUAUUAAUUAAAUAUUAAAUAUGCAAGAUAUCAUUAAAGUAAAAAUGUUAUUUUCAGCUUUGAACGUCCAACUUUCACUUUUUACUUUGCUUAAGACACAUAUGUACUUUAGUGAAGUCUUCAAGUCUUAUUCAAGCUUCUGAUUAAAAUAAAAACAAUAACAUGAAUUGUUAGUAUGGCAUAGACAUUCUGUUGACUUUAAUUAACACUUGUGUUUCCCACUAGCAAAUCUUAAAAUUUUGAAAAGACAGCAUCAAUAUAAAUUCACUGAUUUAAGCUUAUUUAUGUAGGUAGACAUCUACUUUAAUUGAAAAAAAAUAAUUAUGUAUAAAACCAUAAAAUUAUGAUGUUCGAAAAUCACAUGCUUAUUUAAUUGGAUGUGUCACUGCAUGUUUUCAAUGUUUAUAGGCUAUGUUGAGUCACUUCGUGUGUUACAAAGCUGCAACUUGUUGGUUGAACUGGUUAACAAGGCAAAAGGAGAGACCAAGAAAGUCACCAUGAACCUCAAAAUUAAAUUUGAUGCUAUCGCUGUAAGUGCAUACAACAAGGAAGUUACAGACGACACGCUGACAGACCAGAGUUGGUCUAGCUUGCCCCUGGACACCUCACUCCUCCCCAGAAAGUGAGAUUCAUGGAGCUGCUUGCUUCAGGUGUUCCUGAUAAGGUUGACGAAGGGCGUACAUCUCCAGCACUAAGCCAAUGUUCAACGGACAGCCAUUUGUCAGAACAGUCAAGCCUGUCAGCUAGCCAACAUGCUGAUGUACAUGGAUUAGUGAAGGGCUCCGUCUCGUGGACACAUGAAGCCAUUAUGCUACUUAUAGACAGACGAAGAGAACUAAACCAUCUCUUCGAAAGUAGCACAGUGACUUCUUGUCAGGCAUGGCUAUAUGUGGCAGCUGACCUUAAAGAGAAGGGUCACGACUACUCCUGGGAAGAUUGUAGGAAGAUGGUCAGUUUGAAAAAUACCGUCAACAACCACGCCAAAACUAAGAAAAAGACGCCCACCGCAUACGAUGAUGAACCGCCACAAUGGUUUGCUGAAUACCAGCGCAACCAGCAAAAGAUGCACGAGGAAAAGAUGGCGUUAGAUACCCGUCGUGUUUCUGCCUUAGAAUAUCUUGUUAAAUUGCUACAGAAUCAACAGUUGAAAUAAGUUAAAAAUGUAAAAAAGUGCUUUAAAGUCCUUGAAUUUGAUUACUGUCUUGAAAAGUGCUUAAAUUUGCUAUAAAUAUGCUUGAAAAUGAUUGAAUGAAAUAGUGUUGAUAAAAGUCAACAGUUAACAAAAUUUUAAAACAAAAGAUCCAAUUUAGUAUCAAAAUCAAUGAAAUGUUUGCUCAAUGUAAAGGGACAAAUUGCAGUUUGUUUUAAUUAAUUUGUAUUUGAUGCAUUCUUUGUUGUUCUUCUAUAAAACCUUAAAAUUUGGGCUAGAAAAUGUGUAUAAUUCAAGAAAAAGUGAUGAAAUAAACUAUCCUUCUAAGGUUGAAUAUUGUGUCGAUACAUGUGCAACAAAUGUGCUUAAAAUGGGAAUAUGUGCUUAAAUAGUGCUUAAAAAGAAUUUUGACAUUGGAUGUCUGUAUGAACCCUGGAUUGUUUUAACCAAACACUUUUCAGUGACAUCUUGCUUUUUAAUUCAUUUACACAGUUGGGUCAAACAAUUUUUGAUGUAAUUGUAGUCAUUAUUGAAACUGUCUUUUGUUAUUUUAAUUAUGCAGAACUAUAUAUAAUAUGUUUUAACUACAAUAAAUGUUUUUGUGGUAUAUUUGAUUCAUUUAAUUAUUAAAUUCUUCAUUUCCUUGGAAACCAACCAGUACUGAGGGAUUUCUUGCUUAAGAAUUUUGGCUUAGCUUAAACCUGCAACCAACAGAUUAAGUAAAAUGUUGUAACCACUUCACCACUUUAUAAACUGAGCUGCCACGAGAUGCACAAGGGAGAGAUACAAUGCCUUAUUUGGGAACAAAUUCUCUCGGCAUUUUAAGUGAGAGUUCAGGCAUGUCCAUUUUCCCUAAAUGGUACUAGUAAAUAUGGGGACAAACUGUACGAAGAAUCACCCAAGAGAUGACACUGUCCUGUCCCUUCUGUCUGUAGCUUGUCACUCAAUGGGCAGUUCCUGAAAACCCGAGAAUCAUGGACGGAACAAGGGUAAGCACAGUAUACAUCCAAAAACCUUAAUUUGCUGUCACAAACACCCUGAAGGUGGAAUGCUGGCCAACCUUUCCUACAUAUAUAUGAGUCUCUGAAUUCUGAUGGCCCUGGAAUCUUUAUGUAGGUCUCAUUAACUGCUCCAAUCACUCCUGGAAAUCCUGCUCUUUUAGCAAAACCCUCAGCAAUAUUUCCGUACUCCCAUCUGUCAGGCCAGCAUACUAAAGUUGACAUGACUUCUUCACUGCUUAUAACUCUGUAAUUGUAAUGAAAAACUUUUAAAAUCAACAAAAUAGCUGAUAACUCUGUCAUUGUAAUGAACAACAUUUAAAAUGAACAAAAUGGCUGACAACUAAAUAAAACCUUUUUUCAGGGAAAAAAAAUCUAGCUCCCUGUCUUUAAGAACUG